This is a messenger RNA of Colletotrichum orchidophilum, 3498 nucleotides long. RefSeq names its product histone deacetylation protein Rxt3. Bases 1 to 3498 code for a protein of 1165 amino acids. Gene Ontology annotation, molecular function: tyrosine 3-monooxygenase activity. Lineage: Eukaryota; Fungi; Ascomycota; Sordariomycetes; Glomerellales; Glomerellaceae. The record is from RefSeq and is a predicted model, not a curated record. The transcript has a single exon.
AUGGAUCCAAGACAGCCGUCACAGCUACCCUUCUCGCGCAACGCUGCUUCGCAGUACAGCCGGUCACCUUUUCCUCCAUCGUCGAACACGACCGCGACGUCGACACCGAACCAGUCGCCAUUCCCACCCGUUUCUCACCCUCCUGCAAAUAAUCCUCCGUAUGCCGAGCAUCAGCGACGCUCCUCGGAAAACCCAUACUACGCAUCGGGCCCGAGAUCCUUCCCGCAAGAGCCCAACUCGGGGCCUCCUCCUCCUCCCCCUCCUCCUUCGGGCCACUCUCGACACCCAAGUGCAUCCUCAUUACCCGGCGGUCCGCCCAUGAAUCGUAACAUGCCUCCUCCGGGUUCUCCUCCCCAACCCGGAAAUCCGCCCCCCCCGGGAUCGCAUCAGAUAGGGCACUACGGCUUGCCUGUGCCAAGAGCUCCGCCUUUGACUGUUGGUCACCCAACUUCAUUCCCAGGCGGCCGCGAGCUGCCUUCGCUGCACUCGAUACAGAGAACGGGGAGUACUGGCAGCUCCAUGUCUAUAUCCUCCAUGCUGGGUGGACCUCCUACAGCGCAGAGAGACUCACAGCCACCGCCGUCGCAUUUUGCUGCACCUGCGACAUCCGCACCUUCUGGACCGACGUUUGCGCCGACGAUGCAGGCUUCCCCGAGAAUGCACUCUGCUUCUUCCGACUACCAGCCCUUCAGAAGACCUCAGACACCGGAGCAUGCGCGCCCGUAUGACCCGAGAGGCAGCGCCGCCGCAUCGCCCCAAGGUGCGUAUUCGACCACGCCCGAGAUGCAACGCUAUGGCACGCCGCAACAGGGCUACCACCAGCGUGGCCCAUCAGCUCAGGAUGGCAGAGAGUCGAGCCGAAUGCCCCAAGGUCCUCCGCCGAGGCCUACGAGCCAACCAAAGUCCUUCCAGAACAUGCCGCCGAGGCCUGCUGAUAUGGGUCGGAAUAACGGACCGGAGGAGAUGUAUCCGAGGCGGGAGGAGAUAUCUAGAGGCUCAAUGGAAUACAACCCAGAGAGACCUGGUCUGAAGCCCAUGACCUUUGACGACCGUUACCGAGCGGAAAGGGAUCGCCGGGACGAGAUUGAGUUUAGGGAAAGAGAGCAGGUGAGAGAAAGGGAACGCAGAGAACGAGCAUAUUCGGGAGGCGAUAGUGGGCGAGGGCCUCCAGUGCACCAAGGCGAGUAUCGGCCUCAGGAAGUCCAAAGGGGCCAACCUCCACCGUUCACGCGUCCACCCGAGCAACGUGAACAGGGCCCUUGGCCACCGAGGCAACAACAGCCCUUUGACCAGUCCAGGGUACCAUACGAUCCUGCUGGAUUGCACCCCAGACACCAUGAGUACCCCCCGACUUCUGCACCCGGCUAUGGAGCUCAAUCCCAUCCCACACCCGCUCCUCAAUUCCAGCAACAACCACCUCCGAACGACCGAUUCCCGCCACCAAACCAUGCCCAACAGCCGCCUCCAGGACAGCCAGGUCAGCCUGGUCAGCCCGGUCAGCCGCACCUGCAGCAGCAACAACCACAGCAACAGCCUUUUGAUUCCCCCGAGCGGCGGAUCAACCAUCUACAUCCUCAAGCGCUACCACCUUCCUCGCAUCGUCGACCUGUGGAGGAAGGCCCGCCACCUCCAUCCGUCGCAUACAAUACACCACACGGCCCGCCAAUGUACGAUUCACCUCGCAACCGACCAGUCGAAGAGCACUCGAACAACAAUCAGAGAAAUCUGUUGGCGGUCCAGGAAAUCAAUAGGAAAGGACGAGUGUCGCCAUUGCCUCAGGCUGUUCAAGGAGCGCAAUCACGACAGCCGGGACCAGCGGGUCAGCCUAGCAUCAAGACCGAGUUUGGCAAGAUGUUCUCCGGCAUAGGAAGCGGAGUUACCCUUAGUGGUAGCCCUGUUAACACAGUAGCUCCAUUACCAUACACAAACGCGAGCCUUGCACGACGUGAUGAGACAGACAGCGCGGCGCAUGAGUCUGGUCCAGACACGACAGCGCCCAAGCCUAAGGGACGGCGGAGAAAGUUAAAGGAGGAUGACACUAAGGGUGACGAGGAGAGCACGGGACGACUGACGCCUGUUGGUCGAGCAAAGCGCCCGAAGACUCAUCAACAUCACCACCACCAGUACGUCCCGGUUCCCUCUGGUCUUUCUACAACGACUAACGACGACAGCCAUCAUCACCAUCAUCACCAUGGUCAUCAUGCUGUCGACCACGCCAAUGGAUCUACCCCUACUCCCGCCAGCGCCACGCCUUUCAAGAACGUCAAGGGAAGCACUCCCAUCCCAUCCCCGACGGGACUUGCGAAAGAUCUGCCGGUUGCUCACCACCACCACGUCCCUCGACCGGCACAUCAGCAUACACACGUCAAGGAGGCUCCCGCCAAGCAGGCCGUUCAGAGCCCGACGAGCGCUCCGCCCCCCAAGCCAAAGACGAUUGUGACCUCGAAGGUCGUUCUCGAAUCGGUUGCUCACCUGCCGCGAAAUCACUUGGGAGACGUCCUAUACGAGCCCAAACUGAGGCCCGCAAGACAAAUUCCCAACCUCCCAUCGGGUCGCGGAUUCUCCUCGACUCCUAUGCCACUUCCUUGGAACGUCAUCAAGGACAAGGAGAACUGCACACUCACGGUGAAGGUGCCCAAGGUGCACCUCACUUCAGCAGCGAGGGAAGAGAUCACGGCUCGCAGAGCAUUGUGGGGCACAGAUGUGUACACGGACGACUCGGAUGUCAUUGCUGCGUGUAUCCACGGAGGAUGGAUCCGAGGAGAAUGGGGCGACGACGUCGAUGUGGCAAUGUUGGAUCUCGAUCGCGGUCUCAAUGCCCCCGAGAAAGAAGGUCCGGCGACUAAGAGACGCAAGGAAAAAGAGAAGGAGGAAAAGGCCCGGUUCGAGGCCAACUCAGCCACAUAUCUCGACAAGCCGCCCAAGACGGGCCCUGUCGACGUGCCUAUCGAUCGCGAUAUGCACAUCAGCCUUGUGAUCCUUCCGCGAUUGGAUAAGUACGGCAGCACUACUCGCUUCGGCAUUCAGUCUCGAGAGUUUGGCGGACGGUACAAUGGUCGUCAGUCGGUCCAUGACGGCAUCAGCUACAUGAUUACGGGUAUUCGCUGGGUCACCAAUGGCGCCGGUACGCAGAGUCGUCUCCGUGGCAAAGGCCGUAGAGAGCGAAUGCGCAAGGCCAUGGGAGAGAUGAACGCGGCUAGCCGGGGCCUUAAUGGGGCAGCGCUGGAGCGCGAGAAGCUUCGCCUUAGUAGGAUUCGAGGCGAGAUCGUCUCCGGCACGUGGUGGAAGAGAAAUCAGGGUGUGCGCGUCCCUGACGAGUACAAGGAACAGAGAGCGACGAGUGAAGGAGACAAGGAGAACAGACCCGACGGUGAGCCUCCUCAGAACGUGGCUCCCAAAGCGAACGACACUACUACCGCGAAUGGUGCUCCGGCGGUCGAGGGCGACAAGAUGGACGUGGAUGGUGCCGCAAAGGGCCCCGACGCUUCGGUUGCUUGA